Messenger RNA from Styela clava, 3310 nucleotides. Lineage: Eukaryota; Metazoa; Chordata; Ascidiacea; Stolidobranchia; Styelidae. The record is from RefSeq and is a predicted model, not a curated record.
UAUAGCACUUCAAUAAAAGUAGAAUAAAUCAAAAUGGAUUCUGAAGAUUUUCAAUUAGCAGAAGAAUAUUUUGCAUUUGCUAUCGAAUUGGCAAAAAAGGUUGGCCCAAUGAUCCGGGAUGCUUUUUACUCGGAAAAAGAAAUAUUGACAAAAUCUUGCACAACAGAUCUUGUGACGGAGACUGCAUCAAAAUGUGGAAAAAACAAUUUUAGAAGCAAUAAAGAAUUUCCUUACCCUAAACCAUUUGAUUUCAUAGGCGAGAGUCUGUGCGCGGCGACUAAAAUUGUAUUAACGGACACUCCUACAUGGAUUGUAGAUCCUAUUGACGGAACAACUAAUUUCGUUCAUCGAUUUCCGUAUGUUGCUGAUGUAUUGGGUCGUCUGGAAAAAGAAAGUCUUUUUGGUGUAGUUUAUAACCCGAUUUUGAAUGAGAUGUUUACAGCAUUCAAAGGUAAAGGAGCUAAUUUGAACGAUAAAAAAUUAAAAGUUUCAGAAAGAACAGGAUUUGGGGAAAAGUAUGAUAAUGACUGAUGUGGUUCGAGUCAGAUCCAAAAGCACUUAGAUAAAAAUCUUAAAAACAUGCAAUCUGUUAUCAGUGCCCCUGUACAUGCUAUUCAUAGCCGAAGUGCAGCUUGCAAUAUUUGCAUGGUUGCCCGGGGAGCAGAGGCAUAUUAUGAAUUUGGCAUUCAUUGUUGGGAAUUAUGUGCUGCCGGAAUCAUUGUGGAAGAAGCCGGUGGUGUAGUCAUUGACACUCAAGGUGGUGAAUUGGAUCUUAUGAGACGAAGAAUAAUAGCGGCAAACAAUAUGUCAGUGGCAAAAAGUUUGUCAAAUGUGAUUGUGGAACAAAUGGAAUUACCUAGAGAUUAAUGUCAGAGCGGUUAAGCCUGAUGAAAAUUUUGGCGGACCACCUUCAUACAAAAGAACUAAGCUUAUGAAAUAAAAGUAUACGCGUUAGGAAAUUCAUGUUGACAUUAUACUAAAAAAUGAAAGUUAUGCUAUUUAAUGCGAGAUCUGUAUUUGUUGGCUGGCCAUCUGUUCCCAUAUUGAAGAUAUGGUCGACACCGACACACGUAACGUGUUUCUUACAUCCAGCCUACCUCGAUUUUGUAGUUAUCAAUAUCGAAAAACCAGGCCUCACAAUAAUAAGAUGUUGGAAAAGGUAACAAUGGCUGUAAGCCUUCUGUCUCUAGUCUGGGUAUUGAUUGAUGUUUGACUUUGUUGGUGUUUAUUUGCCAUAACGAAUUGUUUUAACCCGAUGUGCUUACUUCAUGAUUAUCCUGAUUCUGAAGUAUAGAAUUACCACUGACCGGUUAUCUACGAGCCAGUAGUGGAGCAGUCACGUUCUCAGCGAGAAUCAUUUUGUUCGAGAUCUUAUUCGGACUGAUGUGAGACUUUCAAAUGCAGGCAUAGAGGAAACAAUUGACCCAGCAUUAUUGCGACCUGAUGACAUGGGAAUAGGUUGUGAAGUCAGACAUACUGCUGAAAUGCAUUGUGUUUGUCCGGUUUGCUGUUGGGGGCUGUUUUUUAGUCGUUUCAGUGUAAAACAUUUUAAUACUGGAAAAAAUUAAAUUGAGCACUUCACUUGAAAACCGAAUUCUGUUAAACAUUCUAUAUUGCUCAUCCCUAACUGCUCAGCUCUGUAGUAGCCUAUACACAGAUUUUUCUAUACUGUUUCAUUUUCAAAACUUUGAAUUUUAUUAAUGAAUUGUUGAAUUUUGCUACAAAAAUUGUUAAUCGAUAAACUAUAGUGUAAUUUGCGUACUAAAUAUAUGCAAAGCUUUUUUGUAAUUUGAAAUUGUAGGGUAUAUUAUAUUUUUUGCUCUAUUCAGGUAAUAUAUUAUUAAAUCACAGUUCAAUUUUUUAUGAAUGAAAAAAGCUGCUUUUAUUAUUUUAAUUGUAUUAAAACAAUUGUAUUCAAGAUGCUUAAUUGAUCUGUUAUGCACCAACAUCUGUUUUUUGAUCUUCCCAGUUCUGUUUAUUGGUUAUCUUUUUGAAGUCAUGAAUAGAAUAUGGAAUAAUUUUUGAGAAAAAAAUUAGCAAUAUAUUAUUUGUAUGUAGUAGAUGGUUGAAUCUCAGAUAUAUCAGUGCUUUAAUGUAGGACUAAUUUACUAUAGACACAGACUCCAGGCUACGGGUUUUGAAAAUUUCAGCUUUGAACUCGAAGAAAAUCAAAUUUUGAAAACCAAACACUUUGCAUAUGCAAGCUUUCUGUAAAAGGCCGAUAAAAUUUAUACUCUUCAAGUUUAUCUGGAAAAUUAUGAUUUCUAUCAUCAUCAAAAGUCUGAAAUCCCAACGAUAGGAAAAUCAGAAUUUUGAUUUCAGCUCUGGGAAAAUAUGACUCCAACUUCACAUCCCUAGUAGUGGUAUACAUUGUAGAAUAUUUGUAUAUUAUUUGUUUGUAAUUCUGCUGACUAAGAUUCAUUUCAUUCGAUUAUUCGUCAUUGUUCAAUAAUGUUAAAAAAUUAUAAUUCUGCUAUAUCUGCUGCGCAGUGAGUCAAAUGGAAUUUUUCAAAUCAGAAAUCUAUGUAAGAAUAUUUAGUAUAUGACCCUGGACUGGGUUAAAGUUGGUUGGGUAUUUUAAUCAAUUUGGGAUCUGAUAGUUGCUUUCAGACUUUCUUAUGACUGUGAUGGCAGUUAAAGCAUAGACUUGUUAUGUUAUGGCGCAUCACAGUCCACACAUCGCAGUUUCAGAUCCCAUGCCCCCACCUUACCCAGGGUAAAAAUGGGUAGGCAAAAGCGAACCGGAAAGAUUCUGGUCAUACGAAAUAUAGUAACUGCCCAUGUAUCAGUGCCGCUCAAAGUUAAAUCCUAGAUGCUUUUGAACAAAAUCCUGAUAAGCUACAAAGUUUGUGUGCUUGCAAUAAUAUUUCAUCAUUUUCAUGCAAGAGUCUUUCGGCCACUCUUCUUUAUUUCAUUUAUGCUCUUGGCGUUAGGAAUAAUUGUAUAAAAUUAUAUCCAUGACGCUUUGAUUACUCAGUAACCUAUUUACUCACUUUAUAUUUUGUAUUAUUCAACUAGAUUACUAUAAUAAUGAAUGACGGACACGGGAAUCCUCAGCAAAAUAGAUCAUACUCAACAUUCCCUGGUAAUCUGAUGACAUCUGAUUCACAUUCAUUGCAUGGACAAGAAUGUGAUCCCCCGUUAAUGCAGACAACAGCGUCAUGGGUUCCUGGACAAUCUGCUUUUGAUGAAAUGGACGCUGACCACACUGGGGGUGAUUUUUCAAUUUCAACAUCAUCAGUAUAUUGUCAAUCGAUGUCUCUAUUACAGUCGCCUCCUGCGACACAACGUAGAAGCGAAGGAUUCUCUG